Messenger RNA from Caenorhabditis sp. 36 PRJEB53466, 1148 nucleotides. The record is from the annotation of a GenBank genome assembly. NCBI's taxonomy places the organism in Eukaryota, Metazoa, Nematoda, Chromadorea, Rhabditida, Rhabditidae.
AUGUCUCGAGAGGGCGCGAAAAGCUCAGACGACAUGCUCGACGAGCCGACGUACGCCGUCUUCUACGCCGUCCUCGUCGCCAUCAGCGACCUCUUCUCCGUCUUUUUCAUCUUUACAGUGCUCACCAAAUCGACCGCCGAUAUGAAAUUGUAUAAAGUUGUAAUGCUCAAGUUAGCUGUGAGUUGUACUUUUCGAAAUAAUGGUUCAAUGGUCCAGUUGUUUUUUAGAUUUGUGAAUUUCUAUUCAACAUUUCUGUUUCAAUGCUUGUUAUUCCUGACCUUUUGUGUCCUCUUCCGGCGGUGGCGGUCAGGAGUCCUAUCGGAGGACUCAGUGAAACCCACGCAUUCAUCACCGUAAUCCACUCAAUUCAAUCCAAACGACAACUCACUUCCCCUUCUCCAGAUAUCUGUCACCGUCGCGACCGCAAUCACUGUUUUCACCUCCAUCAACGAUUGCUGCUUCAUCAGAGUGUGCAUAUUUUAUCAGUGGAACUCUUUUCUGCAGAAAGUGUACACUUUGCGCGGAGCACUCUUCUCAGUGCUCGGCAAUGGCGUCGCAGUGCUCCUGAUCGUAGUGGCUCUCUGGCUCGCAGUCAAUACUAACAAGGUAUAUAUUUUUGGAUCGUCAGAACUGAAAUAAGCGGGCAGCUGAAAUUGAGAUCAAGAGUUAUCACUUGUAGGAGUUCCUGGCUUUGGUGGCCGCGCAAAACAUGACGCCCGCCCUCGGAGCAUACGCUUUCCAGCCGGACACUGUCUACUUCUACGUGGAUAUCUGGAGACCGCAAGUGCUCCCCUUGAUGACCGCUGUGAUUCUGGGAUUGGCGGGAAUCCAUACUAUGAACCUGCUGGCUUCCAGAUUUGUUUGGAGGGAAAUUGCUACUCGAAAGAAGAACAUGUCCGUCAAGAGUUACCAGAAUCACAGACAGCUCACGUUGCUUGUACUUUUCCAGGUGAGGAGACCUGGUUAUUUUUCUUGUACCGAUGCUUCUUCAGAAUCUGGCGCCUGUUGCCGCCCUCUCAAUUCCCCUGAUCAUUGUCACAUUCUCAUUUCUGAUGCGAUACGAGUCGGAUACAUUCGCAGAACUCGUCAAGCACUUUGUCACUUUCACUGUUGCCAUUUACCCUGCUCUUAGCGUUGCUUUAAGGUAA